GGGAGGGGCUCGGCGUCAGCGCGUCGCCGGCUGGGCCGCGCCGGUGGCCAGGAGGGAGACGUGGAGGAGGAGGGCAAUGAGUAUUCUACUCAUCGAAGCAUUCUAUGGAGGCUCCCAUAGACAGUUGGCACAGCUGCUCCAGGAAGAGUUAGAAGACUGUGUUCUUUACACGCUUCCUGCAAAGAAAUGGCAUUGGAGAGCACGGACUGCAGCUUUAUACUUUUCUCAGAAUGUUCCCAUUAGUGAGCACUACAGGAUUCUCUUUGCAAGCUCUGUGCUUAACCUGACUGAACUGGUUGCUCUUCGGCCUGACCUUGGGAAACUGAAAAAGAUUUUGUACUUCCACGAAAACCAAUUGGUAUAUCCUGUCAAGAAAUGUCAGGAGAGAGAUUUUCAAUAUGGAUACAACCAAAUUCUUUCGUGCCUAGUGGCUGAUGUGGUAGUAUUCAACUCAGUGUAUAAUAUGGAGUCAUUUCUUACUUCUAUUGGGAAAUUCAUGAAGCAGAUUCCUGAUCACAGACCCACGGAUCUGCAAAGUGUCAUCAGACCCAAGUGCCAAGUCGCUUACUUUCCCAUCAGGUUUCCUGAUGUGGCCAGAUUCAUGCCUGUGCACAAAAUAGCCCACUUAAAGAAGAUGCUCAGCCUUAAUGGAAAUGGCAGUACAGUUCUGUCCAAGGAUCUUCCUUCCCAACCAGAACAGAGAGAUUCUGAGAACUUAUUGGAGAAUUUUAAAUCAGAGUCUGAUGUACCCUCUGCUGUUGAUAUUGCACAAGAAAACCUGGACAACUCAUCAAUGCAGAAACCAGUCUUGAAAAAAUCCAACUUGGAUAAUGCAAGUUCUCAUCAUGGAGAGAAUAACGACAAUGUGACUCAUGAUCCCUUGAACCUUUUGGGUGGAGUUGAUGAUCAGCAGAGACCCUUACACAUUGUCUGGCCACACAGGUGGGAACAUGACAAAGAUCCAGAGAGUUUUUUUAAGAUACUAAUGCAUCUAAAGGAUUUGGGAUUUAAUUUCCAUAUCUCUGUCCUUGGAGAAACCUUUACAGAUGUCCCAGGAAACCUUGUAGGUCUCCCUGUUCAAAAGCUCAUUGUGGAUGAUAGCCACCUGCUGGUACUGGGACAUACAGAUAUAUUUUCAGAGGCCAAAAAGGCAUUGGGAUCUUCGGUCUUACACUGGGGCUUCUUACCCUGUAAAGACGACUACUUCAAAGUCCUAUGCAUGGCUGAUGUUGUCAUCUCAACAGCUAAGCAUGAAUUCUUUGGAGUGGCAAUGUUAGAAGCUGUGUACUGUGGUUGUUACCCACUAUGUCCAAAAGAUUUGGUUUAUCCCGAAAUAUUUCCAGCUGAAUAUCUGUAUUCCACACCUGAACAGCUUUCAAAAAGGCUCCAGAAUUUCUGUAAGAGACCAAAUAUUGUACGAAAACAUCUCUAUAAGGGUGAAGUGGCUCAGUUUUCGUGGGCAGCCCUACACGGGAAAUUCAGGUCUCUGCUUACAACAGAACCUAGUGAAGAUUUGUGACAGAUGGGGCUAAGUCACAAACUUGCAGCCUAAGGCAGAAUCUGAAGAACUUUCCAGAGUGUGCCCAUAUUUACCUGAUCAGAGAGAAAAGAAAAUCUGCAGAGGAAGCUGAGCCUGGCUGCUUGUCAUAGCUGACACAGAGCCAUCUGCCACAAACCUGUGGCGGCUUCAGAUCUCCAAUCCCUGCCACCACCCCAACUCAAAUUAAAUACAGAUUCCUAGAGACGUUAUGAUGGCUACACAUGUCCUCGGCAUCACAUGUAGGAGACUGUUCAAAAAAAAUAUGUGGCCUGUUGUAUAACCGCACUCAUGUAUCCCAUAUGUGGUGCCACAUUGAAUUUCCGGUUGAAUCCGUUUUUAUCCUUUGUACUAGAUGACAUGGUGCCUGAAUUCUUUCUUUUUGCCGACACGAUGGCAGCCAAACUGCAGCUUCAAACGCUUGCACUUGGCUGAGUUUCUACCUGGGCUGCCAGGUUAUCAUCGGAGCCUUCUUGUGUCCUCAAAGGGCCACAGGCCCUGAAAGGAGGCUCAGAAUGCUUCCGGACUAAUUGGGCAGCCAUCUCAGAACGGUUGUGGGCAAAGGACUGCUUUAACACUUUCUUUUUAGCAAAUUAAUGAGUCUCUGGCGCAGGAGUUUUAAGUGAAGGUAUUAAUAAGGGGUCUGGCAGGUAUUCCCAUGAUUCACAAGCGUUACAUUUGCAUUUAAUUAAUGUUAAAGAAAGUUGCAAGAUAAACAGCUGUAAUUCGGACAGACAUGGUAAGUACAGUCAGUGGAGCCCUGUCACCCAGAAAAUGAACACUGAGAUAGAUACCUGUUUGAAUCUUUUCCAGGAAAAUAAUAGAGGAACCAAACUACUCCUAACAAAACUCAUUAAUUUGAUACAACUAUUCUUCAAGAAUAUUCAACUACAAAUGUAAUCUUUUCAAGAUAAAUCACUUAUGAUUCCAAUAGUUAAGCUGCUGGAUUUGAUGGUGGAAAAAAAUGUUUGGAUUUACUAGAUUGUACAAUAAAUUUUUAAUAAAGUGUCCACUACAGUUUGUAAUUA
Molecule: messenger RNA, 2565 nt
Organism: Jaculus jaculus (lesser Egyptian jerboa)
Lineage: Eukaryota; Metazoa; Chordata; Mammalia; Rodentia; Dipodidae
Gene: Qtman
Product: glycosyltransferase like domain containing 1
Exons: 11
Coding region: 77-1519 (480 amino acids)
Molecular function (GO): glycosyltransferase activity
Source: RefSeq, a predicted model, not a curated record